Chaetomium fimeti is the source of this 1035-nucleotide messenger RNA. RefSeq lists its product as uncharacterized. Bases 1 to 1035 code for a protein of 344 amino acids. Lineage: Eukaryota; Fungi; Ascomycota; Sordariomycetes; Sordariales; Chaetomiaceae. The record is from RefSeq and is a predicted model, not a curated record. The transcript is spliced from 2 exons.
AUGACUGAGGCUCGUUCAGUCAUAAAAGUCCCCGUGUCUGGUCUCCCAGAGCGCCACCACGAUGUGUUUGAACACGCGGUACGAAACGUGCUCUCGACUGAAACAGCUCGAACGACAUAUGCACAGAUCAUCGACGGGUUUCCGAUUGCGAGCGUUGCCCAAGACAAGCGCUGGUAUGAUAUUGACUAUGAGCAUCCUGUUUUCAAGAGCAACCAUGACCAGCUCUGCCCCGGAGCUUGGGAGAAGAUGGAAGAGUUCCAUGCUUCCUUUGAUAUCGACGUCUUGUCCAUGGACGAGCGUGUAAGCCGACCUAUUGACUUGACCCCUGGCCCGUCAUUAUAUGGGAUACGUUGGAUACAGACCACUAACAACAUCAAUACUGUCAUUCAGCUCUUACAUGCGUAUAGCGCAGAGUCAGUCGGCUCCCGAGCCUUUCAGCUGCGGUUGAUUGAGAUGGUUGCGGUUGCGGUACAUCAGCUCGCGGUCAUGCUGCACAAGCUAGGAGACUUGAAACAACACGACGAGUGGAAGUCUUGGAAGCCGCCCAAUCGAUACAUUGGGCCAGACUACUCGCCUGAUCCAAAGCCUUACCCGACCCUUUUCGUUCAUUGCCAUUUCAGAGCAUACCCACAGUACCCUGACGGCGUGGCGGAUAUGGUUGGCUACUGGGCCGAAAACCGGAUUCUCGGUGGUGUUGUUCUUUUUGACAGGGGAGAAUCUGGAAAUCAAUGCCGCGAGGUCUUUUUCCACUCGGAUCGGAAGAAUGUGACAGAUCGAAUCUACGCUCUCACGGAAGAGCAAAAACAGAAUCUAUCUGCCUUUUUCGCCCACACGUCAAACCAGCAGAGUAGCCUCUUGCCCAUCGUAGGCGAUUCGAGGAACCGGGUUCGCGUGAAUCACGAGGACGCGGUAUUCAUGUUCCAUGUCUACCGCGACAGAUGGGAACGGGAGGUGCUGGAUUAUCGACAAUACCCUAGACGGUGCAAGGAGAUUGCUCUUGACUACCCGGAGAUGGAGGAUGAUAAUCGGAACUGA